Messenger RNA from Sycon ciliatum, 4821 nucleotides. RefSeq names its product voltage-dependent calcium channel subunit alpha-2/delta-1-like. Gene Ontology annotation, cellular component: voltage-gated calcium channel complex. The transcript has 16 exons. NCBI's taxonomy places the organism in Eukaryota, Metazoa, Porifera, Calcarea, Leucosolenida, Sycettidae. The coding region runs from base 141 to 4190 and encodes 1349 amino acids. The record is from RefSeq and is a predicted model, not a curated record. Gene Ontology annotation, molecular function: voltage-gated calcium channel activity.
UACAAAGUGUGAAUCAAAGUGCAUAAUGUUGGAACACUGAUAAUUAUAAUUAUCACUUAUCAGCAAGGACUUCGUUGCAUCGCUGCUUGUAGUUCUCUGCUUGUUCGUAUCCAGUUGGUGGGUUGUGUAGCUUUAUCAUAAUGGACGCACUUGGCGGUUACCCCAGCAAGAAUGUUGUUUCCUUGCCUUUGCUGCAUAUUGCUUUCGUAAUUGUUAUUUUCUGCGUCGGAGCUCAGGGACAAUUCUGCUCUUUCUUCGGAAAUAAAUCACCCUCUCCGCAACCUGGAUUGCGGAACUGUACGUGGUAUAAGGAAAGUUCGUGCUGUGUGAAUGAGGAGAUCAACUCACUAUUUAGCCAAGUACGAAUACCAGCUAAUUCCAAUGGAAAUUGUAGCAAUUACAUCACCUACUUGAUGUGUUAUGUGUGCGAUCCCAGGCAAAGUAACUUCUAUGCACAGGAACGUCUGACUGUGUGUGAAGAUUUCUGCAAUGAUCUACUGAGUGCAUGCCAAGAUGCUAGAUUACAAGGAGUACGUUUGGGAACACGCUAUGGCACUAAUGGAAGUGCUUACUGCGCUGACCGCCGAUUCCAAGUUUCCUCCAGGACAGAAAGCUGCUUUACGCUAGAAGAGAGCAAGAGAACAUUGGUUGCCAGCAGUUCAUUGUUGAAACCAAGUAUUCUGUUAGUCCUGCUGCUACCGUUGAUUUUGGUAUUGAGUGGAUCAUUCAGUAUGACUGGUAAUGCCGGUCAGAGGAUGACAUCAUUCCUGUUGGUAGCCGUGGUAGUGUUGGUGAUCUGCAGUUCAAGUUCAGCUUUAGUCACUGACAACAACAUCAAAUCCAUGGCAUCGAGCAUACAAUCUUCUCUGGUCACCACUGCUGGCAAUGGUAUACAGAGAGAUCAGCUGCAGAGUCUGUAUGACAAUGCCCAGAGCGGUGUGGAACAAUUGAAUGCCACCCACAUUUUGCGCAGUAUUGAGCUAAAACUGACUGAUCUCACAAAAGAUCUGAGCGAGGCAACCAAGGCAGUGAUGGAUGCUGUACUUUCAGCACGUAGGUCUGCUGCAGCUCAACCAACAGCAUCACCAGCUGCCCGGUCUCUGUCGGCACUCUCAUCGUCUGUGUACCUGGACGCAGAUAGUAUCUUUGACCGAAAUCAAGUACAAGUCCAGUACAACAGUACCUUUCGGCGGCACGUCAGCUUUCAGCAAAGCUCCGUGAAGAUUCCGGAAGAUGUCGACCGCGUCUCAAGCGAACUGUAUGACGUUGUGGACUGGAGUUCCAAGAUUGACAGUGCAUUGAAAGCUAUGGAGACACGGCGCAAUGCCAGGUGGGCUUACUUUGGUUCUGAAACUGGAAUGUACCGAAUUUACCCGGCCUUAGAGUGGCAGAAUAACUUUGCUGGUUUUAGCGUGGACUAUGAUCCUCGCCUGCGGCCGUGGUACAUAGCUGCAACUUCGGGCCCGAAAAUUGUGGGCAUCUUCCUUGACUGCAGUAUGUCAAUGGAGGAGAAGCAAAGGUGGGAGAUGGCAAAGAAAGCUGUGAGUAGCAUCUUGCAUUCAUUGUCUCGUGACGAUCAGGUCAGUGUAGUAUGUGCCCGUGGUGACAAUGUGUCUCCUGGCGGACGUAGAUUUCAGUAUAAUCCAGUAGUUCUUGGAUGCCAGAAGGACAAGAUGAUGCGUGCAACUGCCUCCAACCGCAUCAAGCUCUUGGAGGACCUGGACAGCCAAAACCCGAUGGGCAGUGGAGUCAGCCAUAGAGCUGCUCUAGAUACACUACUUAGCUUCUUUCCAGCAGCGUCGACCUGCCAGAAAGUCUUAAUAUUCGUGACGGACGGCAAGGAUAUGGAUCCGGACGUAUUCAAGAAUGUCUGUUAUGAUAAGAACCGCGGCUCUUUUGGAUGUGGUGCUUUAAAGACUGAUUUUGCAUCACUGUACAGUGCAGUCAACACUGCUCACACUACGAAAUCAAUUCAUGUUGUGGGAAUUGAGACCGGUAUGGAGGGAUCCACACUGCCAGGUACACUGGCUUGUAAGAAUGAGGGUGUUUAUAUCCGGUUGAACUCAACAAGCAACAUCCGCACCAGGCUUAUGCCCUACUUCAGUUAUCUCGCACGGCUUGCCAACACAGAGUCCGAUGCCAUACGCCCGACAGCGCCCUAUGUAGAUGCGUCUGGUCUAGGCCGCAUCAUCACACUCUCUCGAGCAGUUUACGAUCCACACGAUGCGCGGAAACUGCUUGGCGUCGUGGGAGUGGAUGCAGUGCUGGAUGAUGUUGAGAAUACACUACUGGAUGACCAGUUUGGCCUUUCCUAUGCAUUCCUCAUUGACACAGAGGGAAGAGCUAUCAUUCAUCCACGCCUAAAGCCAAGUUCAGAGCUGGUCGAUGAUCCUGUAUACCCGCACAUAUCCAAAUUGGAAUUACACAACGGCAAGCCCAGUGCAUUCUCUGAAACAAAUGGCGUGUUGGCGAACAUGGUUGCUCAGAAAACCGGUCAACGGACAGUGACAGGUCCGCGUGCACAGCAGCGCGGUGCUUUGCAGGAUGGUCUUGUGUGGGUUGACAGCGUCCAGUUCACGUAUCACUACACCGCAGUCAAAUCAACGCAAUAUUCGUUUGCCUUUGUUGUUACCAAGGACGACGCAAGCCAGGUCACGUUAAACCAGCUGUCCUACACCGCAGGACAAGCCCGCAAUUACUACCAUGAGGUCAGUAAGUAUGACAGCGCCAACAGAACCACCAUUGGCUACACGACCAAUAGCAACAACUACAAUAACCUGGCGGUCGCACUGACAGCGUCAACGUUCAAAUUGGCAGGACAAGCCUUCUGCGAUCCAACUCGGUAUCUGUUGUCGGAUGAGCCUAACUCAACUCUUGUUGAUAGCUACUACAACAGUGGUGCCAUGCUGGCUGCCUGCGAUGCUGGUGGAAUAUUCCAACCAGAGACCAGAUCAACAGUCUGGAUAACCCAGCCCAUCGAAGCCACUUGGAGGGCCCGUUCAGCAGCCGUAUCUGAUGAGAUUGUUUGGACUUACUUUGGCUCUGCGAAUGGAGUAUGGAGGAGUUUCCCAGGAUCUAGGUCUACACGCAACUAUGACCCCACCAGGCGUCCCUGGUACCACCGUGCACUGGCAAACCCACCAUCUCAGUACGCCACUUCAUCUGUGUAUUUGGAUGCCGGUGGCAUUGGCAAAGUAGUGACAGUAGCUCAGACCAUAUUCCAGACUCGCUCUGUUCCCUCAGGUACUGGCUUGUGUACUGCAGCUACUGGAAGAGCUGGCAACUGUGCGUGCUCAAAUCAUGCUCAAUGCCAGUCUUUGUACUGCUAUGGUACACCAAGCAUGAUGUGUGCCAAUCCAACGGUUGCUGGAGUAGGGGCUAUUGAUUUCCGCUACACUCAGUUUGCUGGCUUCAUGGAGACAGCUCUAGAUGUCGCUGGCAUCAGUGCAUCCGACAGCUGUAGUACGGGUACUGGAGUCAGCUGUCUAUUGGUGAACGAUGCAGCCGAGGUGGUCUAUGAUAAAAGCUUUGCCGCAGCAGCUGAUGGUGAUCCGCGCAGCUAUGAGAAUGUACCAUUGGGCUACUUGCAGGGUGCUGUCAUGCUGGACUUAGUUGAUCAAGGUGUGUUCAAUCGAUUCAGCUUUGCCAACCUACAAGGCACCUGUGGAAUUUCUCCAUAUGCACCACGGGCAUCUGACCGUGACCUCAUCCUGUCUGCCGAGCAAGUAGACAACUACUUUAAGAAUCAAGGUCCCACUCCUCGCUUUAAGAAUGAGUAUGGCUGUCCAAAAGAUCAGAUACAGUAUCAGCGUAACAUGACAUCUGUGGACUUUACAAAUAGUCUGACCAGAAAUUUCCAGGGCCCGUGCGAUGAUGGAAGCUAUCGUAUCCUCCCCGUUUCGGACACAAACCUUCUUCUACUUGUCAUUCAGACCACGACCAACAAGACAGGCAACCUAUUUAACUUCAACUGCCACAUCUUCAACAAUAUUGCUCGCUCUGGUGGCUUUGAAGCCAAAGAAGUUGCAUGCGGUAGUGAUUCUAGCGAUGUCAACGUAACUUGCCCAACCCCGGUGAAAUAUGUGCCACCAUGUGAGUUUGACAGUGCCGGUGGACUCUCUCACUCGCCGACAUUGAUUGCCUUGCUUGCCAUUGCUGUCACCGUCUGGCCCUUGAUCAAGAGUGAGUAAACGUAGUGUGUUGCUGCCAAACAUACGCGUACACGGUUGCAGACUGUUAUUGGAAUUGAGUGAAGCUUCUUACGUGAAUUUACUGUUGAGAAAAUCAAUUGGGUGAUAUGUGCAUUAGUGUGUUGACAACCUUCCCUUGUCUGGUGAGAUUGGUUAUAUUUUGAUCAUCCCAUGUCCUGCCUUCACCUACCAUAGCAACAAUCUCAUUGUCACAUGUUGUAUUUAGUUGUGUUUGCUGUCUCUCAGUUGUGUCUCUUCAUUCAUUCAUUCAUUCAUUCAUUCAUGUCUAAGGGAACAUAUCAUGCUGGUUUGUAUUUAUAACUUCAUAUACUGCGUAGGCUAGGUGUACCUACUUAGUGGGUGGAUAUAUAAAAAAUACUUGUAGUAAUCAUCCCAUGUUUGGGGGCUUCUAUAAUUUUUGUUGUGCUUCCUGAUAGGCCCAAAGUUUUUCCGAGUUUUUAUUUCUUUUUUUAUUCAUAUGUAGUUUUAUAGACGUGACAAAACCAGCACCCAACCCGUGCUGAUUGGUCAGGCGAAUUCAAAGCUUUUCAUUUUUCCCCUGGCAGUGCCAGUUUAACCCUUGAUCCUAACCUUGAUGAUACAAUGUACUUCUAGCGUGGUGUACUUCGAA